This is a messenger RNA of Clunio marinus, 5620 nucleotides long. NCBI's taxonomy places the organism in Eukaryota, Metazoa, Arthropoda, Insecta, Diptera, Chironomidae. The record is from the annotation of a GenBank genome assembly.
AGUCUUGAAAACACCGUCCAAAGGAAUAGAAGUAAACGGGAGCACGUGCUUUGAAUGUUGAGUUGAAAAUUUGGGCUUUCAAAGCAGUUAUGUGGAGGAAAAUUAUUAAUGAAAACUGAUUGAUCGAAAUUGUGUUAGAUUGAAUCGUGGAAAUAUCGAAAAGUUGAUGUGUGGAAUUAGUGCUUCAACGGAUUUAUUAAUUGGAUUGAAGUUCUCAUCGAAUUGAAUUUUUCGAUCUAUUAUUCGGAUUAAAAUCUUCAUUAAAACAUUUUCGGGAAAUGAAAUUGAAAUUAAAUGCGUUGAGAGAUUCAAACGUCAUCGAAUAACAGCUGGUAAUCUAAGAAGACGAAGAAACAAUUGAAAAUUACAAAGCUGAUUUUGAAAGGCAAUUGAAAGCGCAUCAUGCUGCCACGGAUACUGUUUGUCUUAUUGUGGCAUUGUUUUGCGGGCAUCCAUGCAAAUAAAGUUGAUCAGAAGAUUUUAUCAAUAGAAGCUAAUUGUACAAGAGAUCUGAUGCAUGUUAAGAUCAACAUGGGUCAACCAUUCAAAGGAAUGAUUUUUGCUAAAGGAUUUAGUGAAGAAUGCGGAAGCGUUCCUGGUUUACAAAGCUUAACACUUCCACUUUCAUCAUGUGGCAUCAGAUCAACUUUCAUGUCAAAAGAUACAAUGCAAUACACAGUAAGACUGGUAGCACAAAUGGAUUCAAAACUACAACAGAAAAGUGAUGUUGAGAUUAAUGCAAAAUGCUUAGUUCCGUCAGAAAUGAUGGAUGUUAAUCUGCAAGAGAAUGAAGUGAAGCAACAGAGAAAUGGAAGAAUGAGGUUCUUAAAGGCUGCGACGAAGAUUCGAUCAUGGUUGGAGGUGGGAUCGAAAGAAGGUCAAGACUAUGCAAUUGUUGGAGAAAAUUCUACCUUAUUAGUUCGCAGCGUUUUAGCUAGAAAUGUUGGAAUGAAAGUUGUUGAUUGUGUAGCAUUUGAUGGUGUCGGCGAAUCAUCACAACGACUUUUCGAUGAAUUUGGAUGUCCCAUAGACUCACAAAUCAUGCCUGAUUUCAUUGAAACUGUUGUUGAUAUUGAAGAUGGAUGGUCUAAGAACAAUGAUGAUGAUAUUGUACAAAAAGUUUUCACAACGAAAUUUCAAGCUUUCAAAUUUCCUGAUCGUGAUAUAAUUCACUUUAAUUGUGGUGUUCAUCUGUGUAAAGGAGAAUGUCCAAAAGAAAAUUGCAAUGCAGAUCAUAAACGAAAAAUUAACAAACCUUUGGCACGAAUAGAAGUUUUUAAUAGCUUGAAAGUUUUGGCUCCACAAAUAGAGAUUGAUCGCCCUAUGGAAAAAAAUAAAUCAAGUGCUUUUACAUCAUCGCCAUCAUCUUAUCUAGGACCAGACGUGCUUUGUGUCUCUCAAUCAAAACUAGCAAUUGCCUUUUGCACUUUAGGAAUAAUAUUCUUAAUAGCUGUUAUCAUUGCUAUCUUCUGUUCUCUUCGUUAUUUAUCACAAAGAAGAAUUUAUCGGUCUCGACCAUCGUCUGAUCAUAGCGGGAGACGAAGUAUUUUUUCUGUGAGUUCAGGAACAAAUCCUUCUCAGUCAUCUCUUGAGAUCGAUACUAUGGAGAAUUUCAUAACUGUAAAACGUGAAGACGGUGAAAUAGUAAACAAUCCAGCUGAAAGAAAUAUUAUACUCCUUCGAUAUGCUGCUUUUCUGAAUGAAAAUGAGAACAAUGCUGGAAUAAACAUACAAACAAUUCAACAAAAUCAACAGCACCACCAAGCAGUCCCUAUUCAGAUUAUUGAACAUCCACAACCAACACGCAAAAGCACUAAAGCAAAUGUACAAAAUGCUCAAGGAACUAAUAUGCAGCAAACUAAUCAGAAAGUCGGAGGUCUUCAAUGCCAUCUUUGCUCUAAAGUUCUGUGCAAUAGCCAGUACUUAAGCCAACAUAUCCGAGUUGUACAUGAAAAUAUUCGAGAACACGCUUGCUCGUUUUGUGACAUGAAAUUUGGUAGUAAAAGCCACCUGAUUAUUCACGAACGUAAACAUACAGGGGAACGUCCUUAUGUUUGCGAUGGCAAAGACACAACAAUCCAAAUGGUGGAAUAUUACAGAAUAUUGGAAGUAAGCAAAACGGCAACAGAUGCUGAAAUAAAGAAAGCAUACAAAAAAUUAGCUCUUAAAUGGCACCCUGAUAAGAAUCCUGAUAACUUGGAUGAAGCCAACAGAAAAUUUCGUGAGAUCUCUGAAGCAUAUGAAGUGCUAAGUGAUGCAAAGAAACGAAAAAUCUACGAUGAUGUAAGAAGCGGUCGCUAUGAAUCAACGAAGACUUCGUCCCGCUCCCAUUAUCAGCCGUCUUCACGCGAUUACUCUUCAAGUUAUGAUCGAUAUGAUGGACCGCGCUAUAACAGUUCACGUUACAGUGAUUAUAGCUCGAAGAAAAAGCGUCGUAUUUAUGAUCAGUAUGGAAAAGAAGGGCUGUUAGGACAUAAUGAAGGAAGUCAUGGUAAUCACCAUCGUCGAAGACAUCACGAUCCAUUUGAGAGUGACUUCAUCUUUGGCGGAUUCCCGUUCGUAUUCCGUGAUCCAGAAGAAGUUUUUAGAGAAUUCUUUGGUGGAAGUCCUUUCGAUGAUAUUUUCAAUCAAGGACAUAGCCGACGACAUCAUCAUCAGAAUGGAAAUGCUGGCGGCAGUCGACAUCCACAUCAUCGUUCGUCGCACCCGCAAAAUGUCAUGUCACCCUUCUUGAGUUUCUCACUGAUGGACGAUAUGUUCUCACCACAUGGUUUUGGUGGAUUGAGUGCUAUGAACGGUGGCUUCACAUCUCUUUCAACAUUCAGUAAUGGUUCGCACAGUGGCGGUGGAGGUGGAAAUGUCAAACGAAUCAGCACAUCAACUAGCUUCGUCAAUGGAAAAAAAGUUGUGACGAAAAAAGUCUAUGAAAAUGGAGUUGAAACAGUCAUGUCAUAUGAAAAUGAUAUUCUAAAAUCAAAGACAGUAAAUGGAGUACCACAAGCCAUCUCCUACAAUCAUUAAACUUCAUUUUAUCUUUCUUACAUCACCUUGAAGAAGCCAUCACAAAAAAAGAGAAAACAAAAUCAAACGAAAACCUCGCGCGUAAUUUGGAAAAACUUUAACUUGUCGCUUUAUUAUUUUUGCUUCCAUUAGAUCGACUCUUGUGAAAUUCAAGCAGUCUGACUUACUUUAAAUAACAAAAGCAUUAAUCUUUAUUUUCAUAUAUUCAUCAAUUUAUUUCUCAUUCAAUAUAAUUUUUUAUUAGCCAAAAACUUUUUUUUUCUCUCAUGUUGUUGAAGUUUUUUUUCCAAAAUAUGAAAGAAAAUCGCGUGAAUUAAAAUAAAUAAAAAGAAAAAGGUAAGAAGGAAAGUAAGGAACCAGAAGGAAAAACACUACCUACACAUAUUAAUUAAUUAAUAUUAUUGAUGAAAUGAAUUAAACUAGUGAAUAAUUAAAUAAUUAAAAGUUUAAAUGCUUAAAAGCUUAGCGUGGCAAUCGCGAGCUAUGCGGAAAUAAUUCAAAAUUUAUUUUUUUCUUUUUCUUGCACCAUUUUUUGUAUUUUUUUUUUAAUUUUUCAAUAAGUAAAAUGUCUAAGGGAUUGUUCAGCAAUGACGACGAGUGGAAUGUGAACUGAUAUUUCGUAAUAGAAGUCUGCUUAUUGCCAAUUCUUUUUUAUAACUUAAUAAAAAUAUUAAUAAUAAUUUUGUUCAUUAAUUUGUUUUCCAUUAGUCGAAAUAAAUUUUUCAAUAUCUUCUCGAGAGACAAAACUUAUGAACAAUCCCUUGAAAAAUUUGAAGAUUUUGUAAUACCAAAUUGAAUGAAAUUAAAAUGCAAGAGAAGCUAAAUGAUGUAACUGAAUUCUUUUUCUUAUUUUUCUCCUAGAUGAACUUUCAUUUAAUGAUAAUUUGCCUCUCACAAUAAUUUGAAAAAUUUGAAGUUAUCUUAGCUAAAUAGAAACUUAAGUAUGAUAAUAAAUGAAAUGAAUUUCAAAAGUAUCUAAAGGAUCAAGUUUUUAUCAUGAAAACUUUCAUUUCAUUGAAUGCAUAAAGAAAAUGAAUUUGAGUAGAAUAUUUACUCCUAGUUGUGUGAUUAAUAAUACUGUAGAAGUUGAAGCGUGACCCAAGGCCAUAUGACAACUGCCAUUCGGUGUUUGUUAAUUAGGUGGUGUCACGAUAAUUACUUAUUAGACAUUUCAUAUCCAACGAGACAUAAAAAAUAUUUACUUUUACACCAUCAUAAAGAAAUUAUUUAAAGCUUUGCAAAAGCCAAAAACAUUUUCACAACCACAAAUCUUAUACAAAGAGAAUUUAAAACAUUUCCUUGAAAUUUGUUCUUAACGAUUCAUAUUAGAGGUCUGCCUGUGGUAUUCACAUUCAAAAAAGUUUGAUUCUUGCGCAUUUCCAUGUUGUUGAAGUUCAAUGACUUACAACAAAAGAUUUGGAAAACUCCAAUGUGGGUUUGUCACGUCACGAGAACGUACAUAAAACUUGAAGUUGUUUUAUUUGAAAUUUGAAAAUAAAGGAAAAGCCAAGAAUGGUAAAUGACCGACCGCAGCCAGCUUAUGACCUAGAAAAAAAUAUUCAUCAAGAUUUGCUUGUCUGGCAACACGCAACGCAACGCUUGUCAUGAGAACUGACAGAGAAAACAAAUCAAAUCUUUUUUGAAAUUGACAAUAGCGAAUCUGAGCGUUUAAUUGAAUUGUGUAACCACAAAGCGCAAUGACACGAUUUGAGUUUUUUUAUUUUCCUUCUUUGAUAGAUGAGAAAAAAGUCGUAAAUUGAAACGAAUUAGCGGAAAAUGUUUCCACAAUGAAAUGUCAAGCUUAAAUUGAUAUUUCAUUGUCGUAAAAUAGAAAUGUGAGAAUGUCUCUGAAACAUGACUGAAGCUACAAUUUAAUUUCUUUUUACUUUUUCUAAAUUUAUAAACAAUUUUUUUCUUUUCGUUUAAAAAUAGUUUCUUUGGGGAAAAAUGAAAAUAGAAUUUUGUUUUGAUAAUCGUGAGUAAAAAUAAAAGCGAGGAAAGCGUGAAAAUUGAGGAAAUCAAAUAAUUUUCCGAAAAUAAUCACUUAACAUACAAACACGAUGACUUUACGCUGUCAGCAGAUACAUUUUACAUACAAUUUUAUAGAGAGAAUGUUGAUCUCGCUUUCUAUUAACUAAGAUUAAUUAUCAAGAAUCUGGAAUUGUCAGAAAGUUCAUCGUCACACGAAAAAAAGUUAAACAUUCCCAAAAGCCAAACAGGAGAAACUUUUUCACCCAACGUUAUAAAAAUCUUGCAAAAAAGUAAUUCUUUUCAUACAUUGCAUAACUGAAAUUGAAAGUCAAUAAGUUUACAUUGAUCAGAUGAUAAAAAGUUGUGUAAUAAUUUUUUAAAUUUGAAAACAGGAAACAAAAUCAAAUUAAAGAUGAAGAAAUACAUAAAACUUUAUUAAUUUAAUUGUAUUAUUAUUGUUGCAUGUAAAAGUUAUAAAAAUUUUCUUUAAAAUGUGCUACAUAAAUAAAUAAAUAAAUAAAUAAAUAAAAAAUAAAUGCCCAGGAAAAUAAUAACCGAAAACAAAAAGUUACACAAAUCAAACAAAAAUAAAUAGAAGCAAGAAGAAGAGGAAAAUAAAGUCAGAGAA